AUGGCUAGGAUGCUAAGCAUGUCGGAUGGCAAUGACCGUGGAAGCAAUUCUCUGUCUUCUCCAUUCUCGGGAAUACCUUCCAUGCUUUUCGUGGCUGCCGCGGUAAUCUCUAUCAUGGCUAUGGUCGUCUUCAAUUGUGGCCGGCGCCCAAAGAGGCCUAAGCCAAGCAACAACGUCGUGUAUUAUGGUAGCGGGGGCGUUCCAAGAACAGGAGGCACCAGCAGUGGUGUUCAAACAAAGAGAAGUAGUGCAGGAGUCGGGCUUGCUGUUGGUGCCGCCGUUGCUGUCCUAGCCGCUGUUAGCGGCGGCGGCGGCGGUGCUAGUGGUGGAGGUUGUGGCGGUGGUGGCGGUGGCGGCGGCGGCGGCGGCGGUUGCGGUGGUGGUGGUUAG
This is a messenger RNA of Phoenix dactylifera (date palm), 390 nucleotides long. The record is from RefSeq and is a predicted model, not a curated record. Lineage: Eukaryota; Viridiplantae; Streptophyta; Magnoliopsida; Arecales; Arecaceae.